Molecule: messenger RNA, 1483 nt
Organism: Kogia breviceps (pygmy sperm whale)
Lineage: Eukaryota; Metazoa; Chordata; Mammalia; Artiodactyla; Physeteridae
Source: RefSeq, a predicted model, not a curated record
CUGCGCUGCGUCUUGAAAGGUGAGGCCGGGUUGGGGCAGCCAUGGCAGCAGUGCUAAUCUGGAUUUCUCUCCUUGUGGGUCUCCUGGCAGGGCUGGGGUGCACCGAGGCCCAGCAGACCACCCUGCACCCGCUCGUGGGCCGCGUCUUUGUACACACCCUGGACCGCGAAAACUUCCUGCACCUUCCUGAGCUCGUCGUGGCUGUCCCAGACACCGUCCCUAUCACCUACCACGCCCACCUCCAGGGACACCCAGACCUGCCCAGGUGGCUCCGCUACACCCAGCGCAGCCCCCACCAGCCUGGCUUUCUCUACGGCACUGCCACCCCAGCAGAUCGCGGACGCCAGGUCAUCGAGGUCACAGCCUACAAUCGGGACAGCUUUGACACCACCCGGCAGAGGCUGGUGCUGUUGAUUGGAGACCCAGAAGGCCCCCUGCUACCAUACCAGGCUGAGUUCCUGGUGCGCAGCCAUGACGUAGAGGAGGUGCUGCCCUCGACACCUGCCGGCCGUUUCCUCACAGCCUUGGGGGGGCUCUGGGAGCCAGGGGAACUCCAGCUUCUCAACAUCACCUCUGCCUUGGACCGUGGGGGCCGAGUCCCCCUUCCUAUCGAGGGCCGCAAGGAAGGGGUAUACAUCAAGGUGGGCUCUGCCUCACCCUUCUCCACCUGCCUCAAGAUGGUGGCAUCCCCCGACAGCCAAGCUCGCUGUGCCCAGGGCCAGCCUCCAUUGCUGUCCUGCUAUGACACCUUGGCACCUCACUUCCGAGUUGACUGGUGCAAUGUGUCGUUGGUGGACAAGUCAGUGCCAGAGCCUGCAGACGAGGUACCCACUCCAGGUGAUGGGAUCCUGGAGCACGACCCGUUCUUCUGCCCACCCACUGAGGCCACAGCCCGAGAAUUCCUGACCGACGCACUGGUCACCCUCCUGGUGCCCCUACUGGUGGCCCUACUGCUCAGCCUGCUGCUGGCCUAUGUCAUGUGCUGCCGGCGGGAGGGACGGUUGAAGAGAGACCUGGCCACCUCUGAGUUCAUUUUUCAAAUUAUCCAAAAUUGUGAUUCUGCUGCCUGGUUUUCACCUAUGUCAGACUUUAUUGUAUCCAGAUGGUCCACCAUUGCACCAUCCGCGGGAAUACAGAGGAGCUGCGACAGAUGGCAGCUAGCCGAGAGGUGCCCCGGCCACUCUCUACCCUGCCCAUGUUCAAUGUGCGCACAGGCGAGCGGCUGCCCCCGCAAGUGGACAGCACCCGGGUGCCCCUCAUCCUGGACCAGCACUGAGGGCCCACACAGUUCCAGCCCUGGCCUCAUCCUCCCUUCUCUCCCCACUCACAGAGCAGCCACGACCCAUGGCCUCAUCCUUCCUUCUGACUCCAGCUCCCGUCCCAGUGGACCUCAGGCUGGGAAUAAGCAGAGCGAUGAGGAUGGGAUGGGCUGAGGGUGUCUGGGAUCAGGAGCCCCAGAAUAAAACCUGCUGUUCUGCUCAUC